AUGGAUGAGGAUUCCCACGGCGAGGCGUUGACAAUAUCUCAAACUUCAGGUGGUGCAGCUACCACGUCACUUGCCUCCGCUUGCGAACCAAUUCAAUUACAAGAUUAUUUUAAUAAACUAUUACCUCUGGUCCUGGGCGCAGAGAGUUCUGAUUUAGAUAAAUCAUUAUGGUCUGUGAGUGAGACCACCGAAAGACUAAAACGUUUUAUAAAUGACCCCCAGGUUAAUGCUAUAUAUUUCACAAAGAAAAGGAAGGACAAGAAAGAAGAAGAUGAACAAGCACCUGUCACAUAUACAUACACAUGUACACAAGAAAUCACUUAUCAUUCAAAUAACGUUGCUUCCGUCACUUUCAUAAAACUUGUUUCUACUUUGGACAAUUCUCGAUCAAUCCAAUCACAAACUCAACUAAUAAAUUUACCCGGCCCUGCAUCAAGUGAAUCUGGUUUGGCCGGCGUGAGUCCAUAUGAAGCAUUGCAUUCCUACAUUCACCUUGCUGUCGCACCUUAUUUCGAUGCAUACGUCAGGGAAAAAGGUGCCGGCGAGGGCGUUUUUAGCAUUACUGGUAAAAAACUUGAUGAUUCUAAAUUAGGCAUUCCAAUGGCCAAGAAGAAAAUCGCCGAAUUAGAAUUGUCACUCCGUCAUUUGCAGCAGAAUGUUGAGAUUCCCGAAAUAUCACUUAACAUACAUGAAAAAGUUCGAGAUAUUGUAAAGAAUUGCAAAUUAGAAGGAACUCGUGUAUCCGUUGACAUCGUUGAUACAUCGCUUCUUUCCGAUUCACAAUUCUUGAAUAAACUUCAAGGAGAUGUAAAUGGUUGGAUUAAAGAAAUUAAAAAGGUCACCGAGUUGACACGUGAUCCAUCAAGCGGUACUGCCAUUCAAGAAAUUAACUUCUGGCUAAGUAUGGAAUCAGCAUUGGAAGGAAUUGAUGAACAAUUAAAAAGUGAUGAAAUUGAAUUGACAUUAAGUAUUUUACGACAAGCUAAACGUUUCCAUACAACAACAUCUUUUGUUUCUGAUACCGGUUUAAAGGAAGUUAUGGAUAAAGUUCAUAAAUACAAUAAACUUAUGAAGGAUUUUCCUCUUAGUGAGCUACUUUCUGCCCCUGACGUGAAUAAAGUGAAAGAUUCAUUACAAUUAAUAUUCAUGCAUUUUAAUAAGAAAUUGAGAUUAUCUCCUUAUCCAAUCAAAAAAGCACUUGCACUCGUAGAGGCCAUUUCACGUGAUCUAAAUGAUCAGUUACUCAAAGUCUUAGGUAGUCGGAGAUUAAUGUAUAUGGAUUAUGAUGAUUUCGAAAAGGUCAUGGCUGGUGCAGAGGACGUAUUCAGGACAUGGGAUGAAAUGAUUAAAGAAUUUACAAACGUAGCACGUGACAUGACGCGCAAACGUCAAGACAAGUUCAUUCCUAUUAAAAUCAGUCCAGCUCACGACAAGUUGCAAGAGCGUGUUUACUUUGUUAGAAAUUUCAGAAAGCAACAUGAACAACUUCAUCAAACAAUUGUUAAAGUUAUGUCACAACCUAAAGGUGCCACCACAAAGAUAAUGGUUGAAGGAGAAGACAAAGUGAUACGACAUGAAGAAGAAUCUGUAAAUAUGAAUGAUGUAAGUUCGAUGGAAGAAAUUAAAUUAGCUUAUGAAAGCGUGAAGGACAUUGAUGUCUUGGACGUAACAAUUGAAGGUACUGAACUUUGGAUGCAAGCAGAAAAUGCCUAUAACGAACGCGUUUCACGUGUUGAAAAUCAAAUUAUUGCGAGUCUACGUGAUCGUCUUGGUACUUGUAAGAAUGCCAAUGAGAUGUUUCGUGUGUUUUCCAAAUUUAAUGCUUUGUUUGUUAGACCAAAGAUUCGUGGUGCCAUACAAGAAUAUCAAACCCAGCUUAUUGAAAACGUCAAAGAAGAUAUUAAAAAACUUCAAGACAAGUUCACAAAACAAUAUCGUAAAUCCGAGGCUUAUCACAUGGCUCAACUUCGUGACUUACCAGCUAUCUCUGGCGCAAUGAUCUGGGCUCGACAAAUUGAGCGUCAAUUACAAGCAUACAUGAAACGUGUUGAAGAUGUUCUUGGGAAAGGUUGGGAAAUGUAUUCAGAAGGUCAAAAAUUGCAAACAGAUAGCAAUAACUUUAGGAAGAAAUUGGAUACUCGACCGAUUUUUGAAGCUUGGCAAAAUGAUAUUAUGAAAGGACGUGAUUUGAACGUUUCCGGUCGUCUAUUCGAAAUUACUAAAAAUCGUGCGCAAGGAAAUAUGUUACAAUUGGGUGUUAAUUUCGAUCCACAAAUUAUCACUUUAUUUAAAGAAGUUAGAAAUUUAUUAUGGUUAAAUCAUCAAGUACCACAUAACAUUGGUGCUCUCGCUAAAACUGCAAAACGCGUUUAUCCUUUUGCUGUUAGCCUAAUGGAAACGGUACGAACAUACGCACAAACUGUUCAAAAAGUUCAAAAACAUCCUGAAAUUAUAAUGUUAAUAGCUAGUUAUCGUAAUGAUGUACAAAACAUGAUCGCAAAAGGUAUUAAUUAUGAAUGGAAAUUUUUUGUCGAAACUUAUGAUCGACAUUUCCGACCUAAUUUGCAUAUUACCGGAGGUACUUUAGACUCUACUGAAAAUCAACACGUUACUUUUGUAAGAGAAUUUGCAAAUCAAGUAUCAAUCUUCCAAGAUAAGGUAGAUGCAUUGAUAACUAGUUAUGAUGAUAUCUCUCGACACAUUGAAGAUUUGAAAACUUGUGUUUACAAGAGCCGGAAAUUACAAUUAAACAUAGAGAAAAUUCAAAAAGUAAUUGACAUGCUGAAUCUUGAGUCAUAUUCAAAUCUCAACACAUGGGUUUCUCAACUUGAUAAACGUGUUGAAACUGUUCUUGUUAAUCGAUUGCAACAAGCAAUAUCAGCGUGGACUGCCGAAUUUAUGAUUUCAGGCGAUGAGUCUGCCAAUGCCGAGUCUAUGUCCCGUGAAGCAGUUUCAAUUAGUGGCAAAGUUGUAAAGAAGAAUAGGCGUAGGACCACAAGAAAUGAUUCUAUGGAUGGCGAAAAACCAGUUAUAUUAAAAGCUGAAAAACCUUCACUUAUUGUUUCAACUCACGAAGUUCGUAUUCGCAAUCAAGUAAUUUAUCUUGACCCUCCGAUUGAAGAUGCUAGAGCCAACUGGUAUAAUCAAUUACAUGAAUGGCUUGCUAUUGUAUGCAGUCUUCCAAGGCUUCAAAGUUCCAGAUACGAUAUCGAUGUACAAGUCAGGGGAACUAUUAGUCGUGAAUCAUCUUAUUCUAAUUUAUUAACUCAGCUUCCGGACAAUUCACUUGAAAAGGCCUAUGGAGUAAUUGAAGCCAAAUUAAAAGAAGUAUCUGAAUAUGUGAAUGUUUGGUUCCAAUUUCAAUCAUUAUGGGAUCUUGAAGCUAAUAACGUGUAUAAUAUUCUUGGCGAUGAUCUUUUAAAAUGGCAACAAAUUCUUACUGAAAUUAAAAAAUCAAGAAACACUUUUGAUAAUUCUGAUACAUCACGAUCUUUUGGUCCAAUUGAAAUCGAUUAUCAACAAGCACAAAGUAAAGUUAAUGCCAAAUAUGAUUCAUGGCAGCGUGAAGUACUCAAUAAAUUCGGUAAUAAGAUCGCAGAUUCUAUGCGAGAUUUCCAUACAAAUGUUUCUCAUGCUCGUAAGGACCUUGAAAAUCAAUCUAUGGAAAGCAAUAACACGAGUGAAGCUGUUACUUUAAUUACCUUUGUUCAAGAUCUCAAACGUAAAGUUGCUAAGUGGAAUCAAGAUGUUGAAAUCUUCCGCAACGGACAAAAAACUUUGGAAAGACAACGAUACCAAUUCCCAAGUGAUUGGAUAUAUGUAGAAAAUAUUGAAGGUGAAUGGAGUGCCUUUAAUGAAAUUUUAAAUAGAAAGAACAAUGCAAUUCAAGAACAAAUUGCCGGUUUGCAAAUGAAAAUUGUUACCGAAGAUAAAGUCGUUGAAGAAAAAAUUAAAAAUAUCGUUGCCGACUGGGACGAAACUAAACCAAUUCAAGGUAACAUUAAACCUGAUAUUGCAACAAAUACACUUAAUAUCUUUGAGGGUCGUGUUACUCGUCUCAAAGAAGAGUAUGACAUGGUUUGUCGUGCAAAAGAAGCUCUUGAUAUGGCCUUAACUUCUGAAGAUCGUUUAGAUCCCGUCCUUGAGGAACUUAGAGAUCUCAAAUCUGUUUGGAGUUCUCUUUCUAAAGUAUGGCAAUCUAUUAACGAACUUAAAGAUCAAUCAUGGUCUUCAGCUGUACCUCGUAAAAUCAGACAACAAUUAGACAAUCUUCUCAAUUCUACCAAAGAAAUGCCCAGUCGUAUGCGUACAUAUGCUGCCUUUGAAUAUGUUCAAAGUGAAAUGAAACAAUACAUAAAAGUUAACCCUAUCCUUUCCGAACUUAAAUCUGAGGCUUUGAAGGAUCGUCAUUGGAAAAAAUUAUUUAAAGAUUUACGAAUGGAGGGUCGUUGGCUUUUAUCUGAACUAACUGUUGGUAAUAUUUGGGAUAUGGACCUAAAGAAAAAUGAGCAAAUUAUUAGAGACAGUGUAACUCAAGCUUCCGGUGAAAUGGCUCUUGAAGAAUUCUUAAAAGGUGUUAAAGAAACGUGGUCUAGUUAUGUUCUUGAGCUUGUCAAUUAUCAAAAUAAAUGUCGUCUUAUUAAAGGUUGGGAUGAACUUUUCACAAAAUGUAGCGAAAAUCUUAAUUCAUUGACUGCUAUGAAAAUGUCUCCAUAUUACAAGACUUUUGAAGAGGAUGCCUCUACGUGGGAAGAUAAAUUAAAUCGAAUUCAUGUAUUGUUUGACGUCUGGAUUGAUGUUCAACGUCAAUGGGUAUAUUUGGAAGGUAUAUUUAGUGGUAGUGCAGAUAUUAAACAUUUGCUUCCCGUAGAAACUCAACGCUUUACAAACAUCAAUACUGAAUUCUUGGGUGUUAUGAAAAAGGUCUAUAAAUCACCUUUCGUAGUUGAUGUUUUGAAUAUCCCUAAUGUUCAAAAGUCAUUGGAACGAUUAUCAGAUCUUUUAAGUAAGAUUCAAAAAGCUCUUGGUGAAUAUCUUGAAAGAGAACGUUCUUCGUUUCCGCGUUUCUACUUUGUUGGUGAUGAAGAUCUACUCGAAAUUAUUGGUAAUAGUAAAGAUGUUGUUAGAAUUCAGAAACAUUUCAAAAAGAUGUUUGCUGGUAUUUCUAAUAUAUUAUUGAGCGAUGACUUGACAAUAAUUGAAGGAAUGGCAUCUCGUGAAGGUGAAGAAGUUCCAUUCAUACAUCCAAUUUCGAUUAAAGAAAAUCCAAAGAUUAAUGACUGGCUGACUUUAAUUGAAAAAGAGAUGAGAGUUUCUCUUGCUGAAUGGUUAACAAAAGCUGUGGUAGACCUUACUUCAUUCUAUCUUAAUGAGGAAUUGGUUAUUAGCACCUUGUUAGAUUGGAUUACAAAAUAUCCAUCACAAUUGGUAGUUGUUGCUGUUCAAAUUAUUUGGACGCAGUCUGUUGAUAAAGCUCUCUCCACGAUGGAAUCAGGUGAUCGUAACGAUCAAACUCCAUUAAACCGCGCUCUUGAUUUCGCACUUCGUGCAUUAGAUAUUUUGGCUGAUACCGUACUUACAGAAUUACCCCCAACUCAACGUAAAAAAUGUGAACACUUAAUUACUGAACUUGUACAUCAACGUGAUCUUAUCCGUCAACUCCUUAAGAACAAGAUAUCCUCACCAAAAGAUUUUGAAUGGUUAUAUCAAAUGAGAUUCUACUUUAAUGCAUCCAUCGAAGAUCCUCUUGCUAGACUUACGAUCAAUAUGGCAAAUGCGCAAUUCUUGUACGGUUACGAAUACCUUGGUGUUCCCGAUCGUUUAGUACAAACACCUCUUACCGACAGAUGUUAUCUUACCCUCACUCAAGCUCUUUCUCUUCAACUUGGAGGUUCGCCCUUCGGUCCAGGUACGGGAAAAACAGAAUCGGUUAAGGCCCUUGGUGUACAACUUGGAAGGUUUGUACUUGUAUUCUGUUGUGACGAAAAUUUCGAUUUCCAAGCUAUGGGACGUAUUUUUGUUGGUCUCUGUCAAGUCGGUGCAUGGGGAUGUUUUGAUGAGUUCAAUCGUCUUGAAGAAAGAAUUUUAUCAGCUGUUUCACAACAAGUACAAACCAUUCAACUUGGAUUAAAGGCUAUUACAAGUAAUCCAACUGCAGAAGUAGAAAUUGUUGGAAAGAGCCUUACAGUCAAUGCAAAUACUGGUAUUUUCAUUACUAUGAAUCCUGGUUAUGCUGGGCGUUCUAAUUUACCAGAUAAUUUGAAGAAACUCUUUAGAAGUAUGGCUAUGACAAAACCAGACCGCGAAUUAAUUUCACAAGUUAUGCUUUACUCACAAGGUUUCCGUACAGCAGAAAUUCUCGCUUCUAAAGUAGUACCACUUUUUAACUUAUGUGCUGAACAGUUGUCUCCACAAGCGCAUUAUGAUUUUGGUUUACGUGCUUUGAAGUGUGUGCUUGUUAGUGCUGGUAAUUUGAAACGUGAACGUCUUCAAUCUCUUAGAGAUAAAAAAUGCGAUGAAUCAGAAUAUACAAAGAUUUCAGAACCUAUACCCGAACAAGAAAUUGUUAUUCAAAGUAUUCGUGAAACAAUCGUUCCCAAAUUGGUCGCUGAUGAUAUUCCAUUGUUGGCCAGUUUAUUGGCUGAUGUAUUCCCUGGUGUUGAAUAUGUACCCGUUGAUCUCGAAAAACUUACAAAUGAAAUUAAAAAUGUUUGCCAAGAAAAACGCCUUCUUGAUGGUGAAAUGUGGUUGGAAAAGGUACUUCAACUUUACCAAAUUCAAAAUUUACAUCACGGUCUUAUGAUGGUAGGACCAUCAGGGUCUGGAAAAACUGUAGCUUGGAAAGUUCUUUUGGAAGCUUUAGAGCGCGUACAGGGAGUUGAAGGUGUUUCAUAUGUCAUUGAUCCAAAAGCUAUCUCAAAAGAUGCACUUUAUGGUACUCUUGACCCUACUACUCGUGAAUGGGUCGAUGGUUUAUUUACACAUAUUUUACGUAAAAUUGUAGACAAUGUUCGUGGCGAAAGUUCAAAAAGACAUUGGAUCAUUUUUGAUGGUGACGUCGAUCCUGAAUGGGUCGAAAACUUGAAUAGUGUUCUUGAUGACAAUAAAUUACUUACUUUACCUAAUGGUGAACGUCUGAGUCUUCCAUCUAAUGUUCGUAUUAUGUUUGAAGUAGAAAAUCUGAAAUAUGCUACUUUGGCUACCGUCAGUCGUUGUGGUAUGGUUUGGUUCAGCGAGGAAGUUUGUACUCUAAAAAUGAUUUAUACGAAUUACUUGGAAACCCUUAAAGCCGUACCAUUGGAUGAUAAUGAAGAAGAAAAUACUUCACGCAAAACUGAAGAUGGCGCUGAGGAAUCUGUUUCACCGAAUUUAUCAACGCAGCGCGCAGUUUCGCAAAUACUUGGUAAACACAUGACUGACGAUGGUUUCGUAACAAAAACCCUUGAACACGCUGAAAAAUUGGAGCAUAUUAUGGAUUUCACAUCAAUGCGCGUCUUGAAUACUUUGUUCUCAUUGAUGAAUAAGACCGUACGCAAUAUCAUCGAAUAUAACGCUCAACAUCCUGACUUCCCAAUGUCAGCAGAACAUUUAGAAAGCUAUGUUACAAAACGUUUAGUCAUUGGUGUUAUUUGGAGUUUUUCUGGUGAUGCAAAACUUGACUUACGUGCUCAACUUGGAGAUUUUGUACGUGGAAUCGUCACAACUGUCGAUUUACCGCCCGCACUUCCUGGAUCAUCCAUCAUCGAUUAUGAUGUUCAAAUUAACAACGGUGAAUGGGUUGCAUGGACAACCAAAGUUCCUACUAUCGAAAUUGAAACUCACACUGUUGCUGAAGCUGAUGUAGUUAUUCCUACUGUGGAUACUGUACGUCACGAAGAAGUUUUAUAUUCUUGGUUAUCAGAACAUAAACCACUUUUGCUUUGUGGUCCUCCAGGUUCUGGUAAAACCAUGACGCUUUUCAGUGCUCUCAGAAAAUUACCUGAUAUGGAAGUUGUAGGUCUCAAUUUCUCUAGUGCUACAACUCCUGAACUUAUUUUGAAAACUUUUGAACAAUAUUGUGAAUAUCGAAAGACGCCUAACGGAGUGAUAUUAUCGCCCCUACUUAUCGGUCGUUGGAUUGUUGUUUUCUGUGAUGAAAUUAAUCUACCUGCUACUGAUAAAUACGGAACUCAACGCGUUAUUUCAUUUUUGAGGCAAUUAGUUGAAUAUGGUGGUUACUGGAGAACUACAGAUAAAGCAUGGGUUAAACUUGAACGUAUUCAAUUUGUUGGCGCUUGUAAUCCUCCAACCGAUCCUGGUCGUGUUCCAUUAACUUAUAGGUUCCUUCGUCAUUCACCUCUAGUAAUGGUUGAUUAUCCUGGUGAAAUAUCUCUUAACCAAAUUUACGGUACUUUCUCACGUGCCAUGUUAAAAGUUGUUCCUGCACUUCGGGCUUAUGCGGAACCUCUUACAGCAGCAAUGGUAGAUUUCUAUCUUGCAUCACAAAAACAUUUCACACCAGAUAUUCAAGCUCACUACAUUUACUCUCCUCGUGAAUUGACUCGAUGGAUGAGAGGUAUAUUUGAAGCCAUUAAGCCAAUGGAAACAUUGUCUCUUGAAGGUCUUGUUCGUAUCUGGGCACAUGAAGCUCUUCGAUUGUUCCAAGAUCGUCUUGUCACUGAAGAUGAAAAGAAAUGGACGGAUGAUAAUAUUGAUUCCAUUGCCAUGAAACACUUCCCUAGUUUAAACCAACAAGAAGCAUUAGGACGUCCAAUUUUAUUCUCCAAUUGGUUAUCUAAAUAUUAUAUUCCCGUUGAACGUGAAGAUUUACGUGACUAUGUUAAAGCUCGUCUUAAGGUCUUCUAUGAAGAAGAAUUGGAUGUUCCGUUGGUAUUAUUCAAUGAUGUAUUAGAUCAUGUACUUCGAAUUGAUCGUGUAUUCAGACAAAUGCAAGGACAUUUACUUUUGAUCGGUGUUAGUGGUUCUGGUAAAACUACUUUAUCUAGAUUUGUUGCUUGGAUGAACGGCUUAAGUGUCUUCCAAAUAAAGGCUCAUAACAAAUAUACUGGUGAUGACUUUGAUGAAGACCUUCGUGUCGUCUUGAGACGAUCUGGCUGUAAAGGAGAAAAGAUAUGUUUCAUUAUGGAUGAAUCCAAUGUAUUAGAUUCUGGUUUCUUGGAACGUAUGAAUACGUUGCUUGCCAAUGCUGAAGUUCCUGGGUUGUUCGAAGGUGAUGAAUACAAUACUUUAAUGACAGGAUGUAAAGAAGGAGCUCAAAGAGAAGGCCUGAUGUUAGAUUCGCAAGAAGAAUUAUAUAAGUGGUUUACACAACAAGUAAUGAAGAAUUUGCACGUUGUAUUUACAAUGAAUCCUCCUGAAGGUGGUCUCGCUUCCCGUGCUGCUACCUCCCCUGCCUUGUUCAAUCGUUGUGUAUUAGAUUGGUUUGGUGAUUGGUCAGACCAGGCCUUCUUCCAAGUUGGCAUGGAAUUUACACAUAACCUGGAUUUAGAUGUUCAGAAUUACUCUCCGCCAGCUAACUUCCCUAUUGCGUACCGUAAUUUAUCUCUUCCACCUAUACAUCGAAAUGCUAUUGUUAAUGCCUUUGUCUUUGUCCAUCAAUCACUCUACGACAUUAAUGCAAAAUUGAGCAAACGACAAGGACGCUAUAAUUAUGUCACACCACGUCAUUAUUUGGACUUUAUCAAUCAUUAUGUACGUUUAUUCAAUGAGAAACGAGAAGAUUUAGAAGAGCAGCAACGUCAUUUGAACGUUGGUUUAGAUAAAUUAAAAGAAACUGUAGUAACUGUAGAAGAACUUCGUGUUAGUUUAGCUAAAAAGAAAGAAGAACUUCUAGCUAAAGACAAAGAAGCCAAUGAAAAAUUGAAGAAGAUGGUUGGUGAUCAACAAAUUGCUGAAGAACAAAAGAAAGAAUCUGAAAAAAUUCAAGUUAAUCUUAAUUUUCAAAACGAGGAAAUCACGGCACGUCGUAGCGUUGUAUUAAAAGACUUGGCGAAUGCAGAACCAGCUGUCGAAGAAGCAAAGAAGAGUGUACAGGGUAUUAAGAAAAAUCAUCUUUCUGAAGUACGUGCUAUGGCUAAUCCUCCUGAAGCUGUAAAACUUGCUAUGACCUCAGUUUGUACUUUGCUCGGGUUUAAAAUCGAUAGUUGGAAAGCUGUGCAAGGUAUCAUUCGUCGUGAUGACUUUAUUGCAAGUAUUGUAAACUUUGAUACUGACGUUAAAAUGACAAGACCUCUGAGAGAGAAAAUGAUUAAUGAAUAUAUGAAUAAACCUCAAUACAAUUAUGAACAAGUAAACAGAGCUAGUAAAGCUUGUGGACCGCUAGUCAAAUGGGCAUGUGCUCAGGUUAACUAUUCCGAAAUUUUAGAUAGAGUCGGUCCUUUACGUAACGAAGUAGAUCAAUUACAAAAGAAACAAGAAGAAACAAAAAUGAAGGCUGUUAGUAUUCAAAAAAUGAUUGGCGAGUUGGAAGAUAAAAUCAAAGAAUAUAAAACAGAUUAUGAAUCCUUAAUUAGUCAGAAACAGACUAUUCAAGAUGUUAUGUUGAAAGUCAAGACCAAAGUCGAUCGUAGUUUAACACUUCUUUCUAGUUUAGCAUCUGAAAAGGAAAGAUGGGAAAGUGGUAGUCAAGCUUUUGAAACACAAAUGGGUACAAUUGUAGGUGACGUCUUGCUUUCAUCUGCUUUCCUCGCCUAUGGUGGUUACUUUGAUCAACAAUAUCGUGAAAUAUUAAUAAGCAAAUGGACAAGUCACCUCGUCAAUGCCAAUAUUCAAUUCAAACCAGAUCUAUCAUUAACAGAAUAUCUUUCAACUGCCGAUGAUCGUCUUUCUUGGCAAGCAAAUUCACUUCCUGCGGAUGAUCUCUGUACAGAAAACGCUAUUAUGCUCAAGCGCUUUAAUAGAUAUCCAUUAAUUAUCGACCCAUCUGGUCAAGCUACUGGCUUUUUGAUGAGUGAAUUUAAGGAUAGGAAGAUUAGCAUUACUAGUUUCUUGGAUGAUUCAUUCACCAAAAACUUGGAAAGUGCUCUUCGUUUUGGUAAUCCAUUAUUAAUUCAGGAUGUUGAACAUCUCGACCCUAUUUUAAAUGCUGUACUUAACAAAGAAUUGCGUCGUACUGGAGGUCGUGUCUUGAUCCGUUUGGGAGGACAAGAUAUUGAUUUCUCUCCAUCAUUUACACUAUUCCUUUCAACACGUGACCCAUCUGUCAAUUUCCCUCCAGACGUAUGCAGUCGUGUCACAUUCGUCAAUUUCACUGUAACUCGCGGUAGCUUACAAAGUCAAUGUCUUAAUCAAGUUCUUAAGGUUGAAAGACCCGAUACUGAUCAAAAGAGAACCGACUUAAUUAAACUUCAGGGUGAAUUUAAAUUAAAAUUAAGGCAUCUUGAAAAAUCUCUUUUACAAGCUUUGAACGAUUCGAAAGGUAAUAUCUUGGAUGAUGCUGUAGUUUUGGACACUUUAGAAACGUUGAAAAAAGAAGCGGCCGAGAUUACUCAAAAGGUUCAAGAAACAGAAAGCAUUAUGCAAGAAGUUGAAGAAGUUACAGCACAAUAUACUCCCCUAGCUCAAGCCUGUAGUUCGGUAUUCUUCGUUAUGGAACAAAUGAACUUGUUACAUCAUUUCUAUCAAUUCUCUCUUGAAUACUUUUAUGAAAUCUUUCAAUAUAUUCUUCAUGAAAAUCCUAACCUUAAAGACAUUAAGGACACUUCUAGUAGAUUAGAAAUUCUUAGACGUGAUCUUUUCAACGUCUCUUUUAAACGUGUUUCACGUUCGUUGAUGCAUGAGGAUUAUGUUACAUAUGCAAUUCUAUUAUCCCAAAUUAAGUUGCGUGGUUCCCCCAACGCAGUGGAUGAAGUCGAAUACGAUUACUUAUUAAGUGGUGGUGAUGUGGUUCCAGGGUCAACCGCUACCGCAAGAGAAUUAGGGUUACCUGCUGACCUUUUCGAUUCUGAUCAAUUAUGUAAAAUCAAAGAGUUCACUACCCUUCCAUGCUUUUCUAAACUUACUAAACAUAUAGUAAGUAACUUAUCAGAUUGGAAAGAAUUUUUGUCGACUGAUCCUGCUGAAACUUGUGUUCCUGUAUGUUGGGAUAGUGGAUUACCUGCUUCUGUCGUACAAUUACGAAAGAUUUUGCUUGUUAAAUGUUUCAGACCAGAUAGAUUAAUUCCUGCCGUGACUCAACUAGUCGGUAUUGCAUUCGAUCCAGGUUUCAUUAACCAAACAGAUUUAGACUUUCAGGCUUUGGUGUUGGAUGAAAUUCAACCAGCUACUCCAAUUUCCUUAUGUUCGGUUCCUGGUUACGAUGCAAGUUUCCGAGUUGAUAAUCUUGUUGCUGAACUUAACGUUCGUUGUACAUCGGUUGCUAUGGGAUCACAAGAAGGUUUUACUCUUGCCGAUCAAGCCAUUGCCAAUUCCAUUAAGAAUGGUAACUGGGUUUUAUUGAAGAACGUACAUCUCGCACCUUCUUGGUUAGGUCAAUUAGAAAAGAAAUUACACAGUAUGAAAGCACACAAGAACUUUAGAUUGUUCCUGACCAUGGAAACAAACCCAAAGGUGCCGGUGAAUCUAUUGCGUCUAUCUCGUAUACUUAUGUUCGAACCUCCACCUGGUAUCAAGGCCAACCUUACAGAUUCUCUUAAAGCUAUUGCCCCAAGUCGUCUUCAAAAGGGUCCUACCGAACGAAUCAGAUUAUAUUUCAUGCUUGCGUGGUUACAUGCUAUUGUUCAGGAACGUCUUCGUUAUUGUCCUCUUGGUUGGACCAAGAUCUACGAAUUUAAUGAAUCAGAUCAAGAUUUUGCAAUAAACACAAUUGACACUUGGUUGGACUCUGUCGCUCAGGGCAGAACUAAUAUUUCUCCUGAUAAAAUCCCUUGGGAAGCUAUGCGUUCAUUGAUUACUAUUUCUGGUUAUGGUGGUCGUAUUGAUAACGAAUUUGAUAAGCGUCUAUUGGAAUGUUUUGUUAACAGCUUAUUCACGCCAGCUGCCUAUGAUCUUGAAUUUACACUUGUCGAUGUUGAAGGCUCUGACAACUUGGUUACGCCCGAAGGUAGUAAGUUAGAUCAUUUCAUGAACUGGGUUAAUAAACUUCCCGAAAGACAGCCACCUGUUUGGUUAGGAUUGCCAAGUAACGCUGAAAAAGUAUUGUCCACAAGCAAAGGUUAUGCAAUGCUUUCUAAAAUUCGUAAGAUGAAAAGUUUGUCCGAUGAUGAUGAAGUUGCAUAUACACAAGAAUCAAGUUCUGAAUCAUCAGGAGCAUCUGCUCAACCAGCCUGGAUGCGUGCUCUUUACAGUAGUGUCGAAAAUUGGAUGAAGAUGUUACCAGAAAAAUUAACUUCCAUGAAUCGUACUGCAGACAGUAUCAAAAAUCCAUUGUUCAGAUUUUUCGAUCGUGAAAAUCAAAUAGGUCGCGCUCUUCUCAAGAAAAUACGUCAAGACUUAGCAGACAUCAAGAAA
Messenger RNA from Funneliformis mosseae, 13446 nucleotides. The record is from the annotation of a GenBank genome assembly. NCBI's taxonomy places the organism in Eukaryota, Fungi, Glomeromycota, Glomeromycetes, Glomerales, Glomeraceae.